Molecule: messenger RNA, 144 nt
Organism: Colletotrichum lupini
Lineage: Eukaryota; Fungi; Ascomycota; Sordariomycetes; Glomerellales; Glomerellaceae
Exons: 1
Source: RefSeq, a predicted model, not a curated record
CUCGGCCCGAACUAUACUAACGUCCCUAAUUAUAGCCAAAUAAUAAAAAGCGAUCCUUAUAAUAACUAUAUAAAAAGUAUAAAGCGAGACGAAAUUUAUUUUAAAGAGUACCGAUUAAAAGGCUUACGUAUUUAUAAUACGUAA